AUGUCGACAGAAGUUCGAGAUCCCUCGCUCCCGCUAGAAAUGCGGGAUCUGAGUUUGCAUGAACCAGCUCAAUGUGUUGGAGUCCGAGAUACCUACACUACCACCGACUACGACCAGUCCGCACAGCCUUCUGUGGAGGACGAAAAAAAAGACGAGGCGCCAGAUGGCACCGAGCUCGAGCGCCAGCGGAACUGGUCAUCCAUCAUGGCCGUCUACGUUGGUUUGCUGAUGGCCAUCGGGGGCUUUUUAUACGGCUAUGACACAGGCAUCAUCAACGGCCUUCUAGAGAUGAAAUACGUCAAGAGAACGUUCCCGCCCAACCACAGGGGGUUCAGCGCCAGCCAGUCAUCGAUUAUCACGUCGGUGCUUUCGAUCGGUACGUUUGUGGGCUCGCUGUUUGCGCCCGUGCUCUCAGACAGUGUGGGGCGACGGCUGAGUAUCAUGGUGUCGUCCACGAUUAUGUUUUCGCUCGGGACGAUAUUGCAGCUUAUUUCGGAAGGUAUCCCGCUCCUGUGCAUUGGACGCUUUGUCAGCGGCUUCGGAGUGGGCAUGAUAUCGGCCAUCAUCCCGCUCUACCAGGCCGAGGUGUCGCCCAAGUGGAUCAGAGGAUCUGUGAUCUCGUUUUACCAGUGGGCCAUUACGUGGGGGUUGCUUGUUUCGAGCGCCAUCACCCAAGCAACGCACUCCAUCGACGACGCCCGCUGCUACCGCAUCCCGAUCGGCCUGCAGCUGAUCUGGGGCGUCGUUUUGGGCGUCGGAAUGUAUUCGCUGCCCGAAUCGCCGCGGUUCUACGUCAAAAAAGACCGUCUCGACGACGCCCUCCACGCUCUCUCGCGGUUCCGCCGCCUGCCCCUAAACGACAAGUCGCUGGUCGAGGAGCUGAUUGAGAUCAAGGCCAGCCACGACUACGAAAUGAGCUUCGGCCCCACAAGCAUCAUGGACUGCUUCCGCAGCUCGCCCAGCCGUGCCAGCCAGCUGCGCCGCAUGCUCACAGGCAUGAUUUUGCAGGCGCUGCAGCAGUGCUCGGGAAUUAAUUUUAUUUUCUACUACGGGGUCAACUAUUUUGUGCGCGCAGGAAUAGCCAACUCGUAUCUUAUCUCGUUUAUCACCUACACAGUCAACGUGGUGUUCACCAUCCCAGGCAUUCUCGCGGUCGAGAUUUGGGGCCGGAGAUGGCUGCUCAUUGUUGGGGCCGGUGGAAUGACUGUGUCGAAUUUUGUCAUCGCCGCGGUCGGCGUGACCGCUGACUCUCAAAUUGCCAACAGGGUGAUUGUCGCGUUCGUGUGUCUCUUCAUCGCGUUUUUCGCCUCCACGUGGGGCCCGCUCGCCUGGGUCGUUGUUGGAGAAAUGUACAGUCUGUCGGUGCGGCAAAAAGCCGUCGCACUGACCGCUGCUACCAACUGGCUCGUGAAUUUUAUUUUUGCCUGCUGCACGCCCUACCUGGUCGACACCGGCAAGCACACGGCCGCCCUGGGCCCCAAGAUCUUCUUUCUAUGGGGGUCUCUCAACUUCGCGGGCAUGGUAUUCGCCUACUUCUACAUCUACGAAACAAAGGGCCUGCUUUUGGAGGAGGUCGACGAGCUGUUCAGGGUGUGCAAAAGCGCACGCAAGUCCAUGUACUUCAAGCCGCACACAGAAAUGACGGAGGACGAGGGUUCUCCGCGCCAGUCGGAGUCGCACAGGGCCAACGCGGUGGCCAUGACCACAGAGAUCUUGAAUGUGCCUAACAACGUGCCUCCUUCGAUCCAUUCGACAGACGACGAGAGCGAGUUCUACCACCCGCACUUGAGCGAGUAUCUGGGCCCCCAGACAGAGUACAAUUACACCAACCAGGAGGAUCUGCUGGGGCUAAUCCGCAGCCUGGGCGUCAGUCUGGAUGGAACAGCAGAGUCUGUACAUAGCGGUGGACACUAA
This is a messenger RNA of Ogataea haglerorum, 1914 nucleotides long. RefSeq lists its product as uncharacterized. The transcript has a single exon. The record is from RefSeq and is a predicted model, not a curated record. Lineage: Eukaryota; Fungi; Ascomycota; Pichiomycetes; Pichiales; Pichiaceae. The coding region runs from base 1 to 1914 and encodes 637 amino acids. Gene Ontology annotation, biological process: transmembrane transport; carbohydrate transport. Gene Ontology annotation, cellular component: membrane. Gene Ontology annotation, molecular function: carbohydrate:proton symporter activity.